GUUGGGUAACUAAAGCUCGGAGAAGCUAAAGCCUGUCAAAAUCAAGUGGUGGUGCAGUCAGUAGUUCUCGUUUGCCAGUAAGGAGCGUGAGCGCGACGUCGAUAUUGCCCUAACUCGACUCGGAACCGUUCGCAUCUGUCUCUCUCGACGACGAGUUCCUUUCGUUCCGAGAUUAAAAACUUGUUCGCCGCUGUUACGUUUAAUCGAGCGAUCGCUCCGUGGCUGAUCGUCCCUUCUCCCGAUUCUCGACCCGAACGAUCGGACCCUCGCCUCGUUUUUGGUGCCCGUUAUAAACACCGCGAUUGGGUUGUUGUGACAGACGGAGUAGAGCAUGACGAGGAAACAAACGGUGAUCGUGAAGCUAAAGAGAUCCGGCACCGGCAGACCUUGGGGAAUACGUCUCGCUGGAGGCGCUGAUUUGGGCACGCCGAUCGUCGUCACCCGCUCGGAGAACGAGGCGCUCCAGAGGGGUGAUGUGAUCAGGAAAAUCGACGAUUACGACGCGCGAGACGUGAGGCAUGUAGACGCCCAGAAUCUACUUCAAAACUCAGAAUCUAUAAGGCUCGUGGUCGAAAGGUCUGAGCUAUCGAACGCAUCACGUAUCAACAUUACCACGUCACCUCCGAUAUUCCGGUCGAACAUUGGCGACAGGGCUGCGGUCACUAGUCUAGCCAGACCACCGAAACUUCCAUCGACGUUACCGAAGAGCCCCGUGCCACCGCCUUCGUUCGACGAUUACAGCCGACCUACAUCACCGCCGGAAGGUCUUAGCUUGCCCCACGAUCAUCUCGACGAGAUUCGAGAAGAGAGAGCCUAUUUGUCGCAGCCAUACCGCACAACUCCUUUGGUUUUGCCAGGUGCAAAGAUCAAGAAGGAUGCUCCGCUCGGGGAAUGCUACUUACGCCAUCAUCCAAAUCCGAUGAUCAGAGCGGCACCGCAUCAUUACGAGCAAGCUCAUCCCGAGAUCGCUAUGAAACAAAAAGUGGCAGAAUCGGUACUUCAACGUGUCUUGGGACCGAAUGAAGUUCCAAAGGUCGUCCAUAAGCAAUUCAACUCGCCGAUCGGGCUUUACUCUGAACAGAAUAUCGCAGAUACUAUUAAGUGCCAAGCGUCAGCCAUACCCCUGAAGAAACCAGUCAAGUACGACCCGAGCAAGAGCGAGGCUUACAAGGCCCUGCAAGAGGAGGCCAUCGGCGACACAGUGCAGGAGGUGAGACAGCCGGCACGCACCGGUGUUUUCUCGCCGCAGAAGGUCAAUCAAAAUAGGGUACCCUACAAUCCGCCGAAGAGUCCUGCUCCAUACGGUGGAAAUUAUAGACGUCCGUUCCCUCUUCCUUUUAUAAAGGAUCGCAUCAACGACUAUUAAAAUUUUCAUCAACUUGGAAAUGUCCUCGAAGAAGACGGUGAAAAGAUUCAUCAAAGUAACAGCUUCAAAAGGAUCAUGUAUAGUGUCCUGGGACAAACUGAUUAUUA
Ceratina calcarata is the source of this 1473-nucleotide messenger RNA. RefSeq names its product PDZ_signaling and DUF4749 domain-containing protein Zasp66 (gene Zasp66). The record is from RefSeq and is a predicted model, not a curated record. Gene Ontology annotation, cellular component: filamentous actin; stress fiber; Z disc. Gene Ontology annotation, molecular function: muscle alpha-actinin binding; actin binding. The coding region runs from base 332 to 1366 and encodes 344 amino acids. NCBI's taxonomy places the organism in Eukaryota, Metazoa, Arthropoda, Insecta, Hymenoptera, Apidae. The transcript has 10 exons. Gene Ontology annotation, biological process: actin cytoskeleton organization; muscle structure development.